GAACCUCUCCUCUCCUAUCCUCUCUCUCCCACGGCUGGCGGCUAUAUAAACCCCACACCGCCCGAAUCCAGACCCAGCGCCGCGCACUUACUCCUGAGCCUCCAAGCGCAGGUAGAUAGAUAGAGCAAAGAUCGAUCGAUCGGAACGCCCCACCCAACCGCCAAGUACGCGAGCUAUCUAUCCUCUCCUCGCAAGUGCGAGUGCAACAGCUACCAGAGCGCAUGGUGUCCUUGCAGUCGGCGCUCCUGCCGGACGCCAACAGGCGGCCGCCGUGCCUCUCCUUCGUCGACAACAGCAACGUCGUGGCCUCCACAGCCACCAGCAAGAAGCGGAAGUGGGACGGCGACGACGAGGAAACCGACGGGAUCGAGCUCAAUUUCGACGCCGCGCCGCUCCCCAUCGAGUGGCAGCGCUGCCUCGACAUCAAGUCGGGGCAGAUCCACUACUACAACACGAGGACGCACAAGAGGACGUCCAAGGACCCGAGACGGGUCCCCGCCGCGACGCCCGUGGCGGUGGAGGACGACGACGCCGGGAAUUUCGCGCCGGCGGGGCUAGACCUGGACCUGAACCUGGCAUUCGAGCCGCGGCGCCGCUCGCCCGUCAGGGCGGAGGAGAAGAAGCCCCGGCCGGCCGCCGAUCAUGCGAAGCCACAGGCGGCGGCCGAUCGUGAGGACGCGGCGCUGGCCGGCGCGCAGUUGGGCGGCGUGGAGAUGGUCGCGGCCGUGUGCAUGCGGUGCCACAUGCUGGUGAUGAUGUGCCGGGCGUGCCCGUCCUGCCCCAACUGCAAGUUUCUGCACCCGACGGCAGGCCGGGCUGUGGGAUCCCCUCCCACGCGGGCGCCGGAGCCGGCGCCGCUCAAGCUCGGCCUCCAGCUGCUCUGCUGCAGGGACUAGCUACCCAUCGAUCAAGAACCGGAGCUACCAUUCCAAUAUCCGAUUGAUCGAUCGUCGUCUCGUACGUGCAGCACACCAUUCAAAAAAAAAAAAUGAUGCAGUGCACGAGUGUUACAGUGCACACAUGUACGAUGAUCGUCUGAUCGACCAUGUAGAUGCCUCCUUGUACGUACGUACUUACAUGUGCAAGAAAUAAACAAUGAUAAUAAAUAUCGUUGUUCACAUGCA
Messenger RNA from Lolium perenne, 1124 nucleotides. RefSeq lists its product as uncharacterized. Gene Ontology annotation, molecular function: protein binding. Lineage: Eukaryota; Viridiplantae; Streptophyta; Magnoliopsida; Poales; Poaceae. The record is from RefSeq and is a predicted model, not a curated record.